Aspergillus eucalypticola CBS 122712 is the source of this 915-nucleotide messenger RNA. Its product is annotated as ATP-dependent Clp protease proteolytic subunit. The record is from RefSeq and is a predicted model, not a curated record. Gene Ontology annotation, biological process: protein quality control for misfolded or incompletely synthesized proteins. Gene Ontology annotation, molecular function: serine-type endopeptidase activity; ATPase binding; ATP-dependent peptidase activity. Gene Ontology annotation, cellular component: endopeptidase Clp complex. NCBI's taxonomy places the organism in Eukaryota, Fungi, Ascomycota, Eurotiomycetes, Eurotiales, Aspergillaceae. Bases 61 to 819 code for a protein of 252 amino acids. The transcript is spliced from 4 exons.
GUCUUCUCCCGAUCCUGCUCUAUCAACUCUGUUCACCAUUGGAGUAUAUUGCUGCUCAUAAUGAACACAACACGUCCUCUUCAGCGAUUAGCUCGCGUCGUUGGCCGCCAGACUGUCAAGCCGGCGCUGCUGUCGCGCAGCUUUGCCAGCUCUGUUCCGACGCUAUCAGGUGCCCGGUCUCCGCGGGGGUGGACGCCGACGCCGUUUGUUACUGAGACUGUGGGAGGAGGAUGGCACACAUACGACAUCUUCUCUCGUCUCCUCAAGGAACGAAUCAUCUGCCUAAACGGCGAAGUCGACGAAACCAUGUCCGCCAGCAUCGUCGCCCAACUCCUCUUCCUCGAAGCCGACAACCCCCAGAAGCCCAUCCACCUCUACAUCAACUCCCCCGGAGGGUCCGUAACCGCCGGUCUCGCCAUCUACGACACAAUGACCUACAUCGCCUCCCCCGUGAGCACGAUCUGCGUGGGCCAAGCCGCCUCGAUGGGCUCGUUGCUGCUUUGUGGAGGACACCCGGGCAAGCGAUUCUGCUUGCCGCAUAGCUCGAUCAUGAUGCAUCAGCCGUCCGGGGGUUACUUUGGUCAAGCGAGUGAUAUUGCCAUCCAUGCGAAGGAGAUACUCAGGGUGCGGAGCCAGUUGAAUAAGAUUUAUAAGAGGCAUUUGACGGGAAAGAAGGAGAUGACGUUGGAUGAGAUUGAGAAGUUGAUGGAGAGGGACUAUUUCAUGGGUGCGAAGGAGGCGCUUGAUAUGGGUAUUGUGGAUGAGAUUUUGGAUAGGAGGGGACCGCCGGGUGCGGAGGGGGGUGAAGCGAUUCCGUGAGGAUGUAUACCCUUUUUUGUUUUGUGAUUAUGUGUUUUUGUUUGUAUCGGUACUUGUGAUGAAGUUAUGGUAUGGUUACAUUAUAGGAUAUUUGAG